GAGAACGCAGGUGUGACGUGUGCGAGGGAGCCGAGGAGCGGCUUCUUCGUUCGUCAGUUUUUCCGAACCGAAGAACUGAUGGUAUAAUGCGAGGCUACGGAGGAACACCUGAACAAGCAACACGUCAAGGAAAUUAAAUGGAGAGCCAGCAACUACAGUGUGACUACGUUUUCACUAGACGAAGAUGGAUAGAGUACGACUGUUGCCGAUGGAACUGCCACCUGGCAGCAGCACGAACUCUAGUGCAAAUGGCAAGGGGAAGAUGUCAUUUGUCAAGAGAAUGGCACUAGGUUUUAUAAUCCUUGCAGCUUUAGGCCUACUGUAUGUACCAGCUUAUCAUUCGGCGCAAGGUCCACUACUAGGUUUAGGUGAGAUACCUUCCCCAGAUUCUGCUGGGUCUCUGGUUGGCUCGCACUUCGUAGCCUCCAUAGUUUCAGCUCAAUUACCUGGUUGGACCUAUAAUACCUCGCGAGAUCUUUCCGUGUACAUCCAUCCAGAGAACACCACAACAAUUCUCAACCCUGUUAACAUUUGUAUGCCGCCACCGUUCCUACUAAUAGUGAUCUGCUCAGCAGUGGCAAACCGUAAGGCAAGAGAUGCCAUUAGAAACACUUGGGCCAAUAAAAACAAUUUGGACAGCUUGUACAAUUCCACCGUUAGUAUAGCCUUCCUUGUGGGUCAAACCGACAACGAGACACUUGAUAAUGCAAUAAUGGAGGAGAGUGUUGAAAAUAGUGACAUAAUCCAAGAACAGUUCCAUGACACGUACAAUAAUCUUACACUGAAGUCUGUUAUGAUACUGAAGUGGGUCACAUCAAACUGCAAGGGAAGCAAGUAUCUCAUGAAGACAGAUGAUGACAUGUUUGUCAAUGUCAAUACGCUGAUGCGCACUUUGAAGGCGAGGCCUUACACUACUAACACAUUACUCGGCUCUCUCAUCUGCAACGCCAAGCCCAUAUUGGAUCCCAAAAAUAAAUGGUACACUCCGAAGUACAUGUACUCCGAGAAGAUGUAUCCCAAUUACUUGUCAGGAACAGGCUACGUAAUGAGCAUCGACGUUGCUGAGAAAUUAUAUCAAGCAGCUCUAGCGACUCCGUUGUUGCAUCUAGAGGACGUCUACAUAACCGGAGUGUGUGCAAGACGUGCCAGACUGAAACCAGUCAAUCACCCCGGAUUCAGCUACGUUCCUCGUAAAUUAGAGCCCUGCAUAUUUCGCGACGUCAUAACGGCUCAUAAGGAAUGGAAGGAACGUCGGAUACUACGUUGUCAGGCGGCGAAACGUCAACAGGUGCAUUUAGGCUCGGAAUCAUCAGCUCUUUAUUUAACAAAGGGAAACGGUAAUCUUCCUCUACGAAUCUCUGACUUUGGAACUCCGACCAACGUCCAGUUAUCAUCGGAAAAGUGUUCCACGUGCAUUGCGCAAACGCGUGGCAACGGAAACGCAGGGGUAGUUGAUAAGGUACUCGUAAGGUCAGUUUUAAGGAUGGUUCAAUACGCGCUUGGUAGACCGAAAAGCAAUAAGACGACGAGAAACUCGCAGGACGAGCUUUGGUCGUCUCCAACGAUUUUCACACGUUUUGCCCUGAAACGUGCGGCGCACGCGCGUUUGUCAAAACAUUGUCAAAAUGUUGGUCAGCUUCCGGCUGACCUGGGGAUGCCGGAGCCCGAUGCCGAUUCCUUUGGAAACGGCCAAGUAACUUCGAAAUCGAUAACGAUCUACGACCAUGACGGACGGAAAACAGAAAACACGGACUCUUAAGGAAUAUCCAACUUUGUUUUUUUUGUUCUUGUUUUUGCGAUAAGGCGACGUUAUAGCCAUACAAAUUGCUUGGAGAGGAUUCACAAUGAAAUUUAUAGAGGAGAAAAUUCUCAUCGCGUGUUAAUUAAUGUAUCGUAUAUUUAAUUAUUUUUUACAUUUUUUCUCUUCUAAGUCGGUUGUCGAAUUUAGUAGGCCGUCCUUUUAACGAAACGUCGGCAGCUACGAGUCGUAAUACUUGUUCGGGCCGGGGCAGCAAUAUGGCGAAAUCGUAAAACGAUGCAUAGAUAAAAAGGAUGUAAAAGCCGAGAAAAUGGUUUUCGGCGGGGAAGGGUGAUUUAAAGAUCUGCGUAUUAUUACUAAAGUAUUCUCUCCGGGGUGUAAGAAUCUCCUGCGAUCGUUGAGAGAGACGGAUAGUCUAUGGAGACACUUAUCGGUAUUCUUUUUCUCUACCGAUCGUCGUCGAAGGGUAUUGUUAAUAUUAUCGAUAACCUCAGCCUUUACAAGAUGGUUCCAUGCUGUAGGGAAUAGGUCAGGGUCUCGGGCCGAAAUAAUCUCUUCGAUCGAACGUCUUAACAUUUCUUCGAAUCUCAGAAUUAUGCCUUUGACCGUUAAGGUAAUUUCCCGUUUUUCUUGCGAUUUCAAUUGAAUACAUUUUGUUCAAGUUAGUAGGGAUAUUUCAGUUCAAUCAAGGCUAUAAGUCUGCAUAAAUGUGAAUAUUGGACAUUUUUGUUAUCGUGCAUAUAUAUUUGGGAAACUGUAUUAACAUGUACGUAUUGCACGAUAUUGUACAUAUCGUACAUGUUAUGUACACAUUUUUAUGCAACGUAUAUAUAGAUAUAUAGAUAUACAUCACGUACACAUGUAUGCAGUGGUAAGCGGAUAAUUGUACAAUGCCGGAUGAAUUGCAUUCAGUUCCUUAGAUCUGAGCAAUAUUUAACGGCCAAAGGUGUGAUCUUUUAGUGAGUUUAAGUGUGUCAUCGCGAAUACUUUAAGGUGAAGUGAAACCUCCUUCAAAUCAGUCGAUUCGAAUACAACACUUUUUUUUAAGGAUAUUGCAC
This is a messenger RNA of Orussus abietinus, 2817 nucleotides long. RefSeq names its product beta-1,3-galactosyltransferase 1. The coding region runs from base 185 to 1759 and encodes 524 amino acids. The record is from RefSeq and is a predicted model, not a curated record. The transcript has 6 exons. Gene Ontology annotation, molecular function: hexosyltransferase activity. Gene Ontology annotation, cellular component: membrane. NCBI's taxonomy places the organism in Eukaryota, Metazoa, Arthropoda, Insecta, Hymenoptera, Orussidae.